This is a messenger RNA of Trypanosoma brucei brucei TREU927, 864 nucleotides long. RefSeq lists its product as hypothetical. Lineage: Eukaryota; Euglenozoa; Kinetoplastea; Trypanosomatida; Trypanosomatidae. The record is from RefSeq and is a predicted model, not a curated record. Bases 1 to 864 code for a protein of 287 amino acids. The transcript has a single exon.
AUGCUCCGUGUUGUGUCAAGGAAAAUUUGUACUACUAUUGUCCGACGUUGCCGUGGGGGUUCCGUCUUAGAGGAGAUAUUUGCAGAGCUUGCUGCUUGCGAUGUAGCCCAACGGAGCGCGCAACCCACGCCACAAGUUGAUUUCGCUCGGAGGGAGAAAUGCAGAGGUGAUUUUAACUCCGGAGCAGGCAAAUGCAAUGCCGUUACAUCUCCUGGGCGAUCUCCGGAAUCUGAAGAUAGGGACAUUCGGGCGGAAACAUCAAAGCAGAAACAUCUCCAGCGCCAACUGCAGGAGGUGUGGGACCGAGUAGCGAUGGCGAAGGUGGAAGAAGAGAAGGAGGAAGGGGUGCGGCGUCGCUCCCGUUACGUAGUUUCACCUCCUGCCAUUCUACAUCACUCAACAGCAGAGCUUGUCCAAGAGAACUCUCCGCAGCAUUUCGUUCCUGCGGAGGAUUCUUCAGGGAAACUUUCAGCCCUUCCCCAUGUAGAGUCACCAGGCAGUGUUGCGGUCGUCACGCUUGUGGGGCGGGUUCUUUCAGCGGUUGGAUCACACGGCAGUAGUGAAACCUCGAGGGAUGACCGAGAUCUGUUGACAGACGAAGACGAAUUACACGCACGCUUUCUAGUCGAGUACAAUGUGCCGUUCCGUACGUUGAAGCCCGUUGUUGUUCAAGUGCGCUGCUAUGGCGCCACCUUGCUGUCUUUCGCUGAACGUUACGUGAAGAAAGGUGAUGUGGUGCAUGUGUUGGGGCAUGUACUGCCUCUGGAGGUGCGUUCUCCUGAAGACCCUGUGCUUUGUGUUUGUGCGCUUCCAUUUGGGGGUAACGUUUCCGUUGUGCUGGGGACUGAGUGUGUCGCCGAGUAG